Lactuca saligna is the source of this 1116-nucleotide messenger RNA. Lineage: Eukaryota; Viridiplantae; Streptophyta; Magnoliopsida; Asterales; Asteraceae. The record is from the annotation of a GenBank genome assembly.
AUGAACAAGCAAGAACCUAUUGUAAAUACUGGUAAGAAAUCACUCUUGAACUGGACAGAACAUAUGGAUGCUGCAUUUGUUGAUGCAAUGGUACAACAACAAGAAAAAGGAAAUAGGCCUUAUGGAAAUUUUACAUCACAAGCGUAUGCGAAUAUGGUUGAGGAGAUCAAUACGAAACUUACAAUGAAUUUAACUAAAAGUCAUCUAAAAAAUCGUUUGAAAACUUUGAAAUCUACUUUUUCACAAUGGUAUGACAUGUUCAAUGGGAUUUCCUUGAGUGGGUUCGGUUGGAAUGCUGAUACCCAACUAAUUGAAGCAGAUGAGGAGGUUUGGGAUAUCUUAAUUAAGUCAAAGCCUGAUGCAGUUGCACUCAAGACAAAAAAGGUGGCCCACUUUGAACAAAUGUUGGUAUUAUUUGCAAGAGAUAGAGCUUCAGGAGAAAAUGCUGAAACUGCAAAGGAGAGAAAUGCUAGGUUUAACAACACUACGAACAUCAAAAUAGAAAGUAUUUCAGAGGUUGAUUCUUUAUUAGCAAGUAAUGAUGUUAGAGUGGAGAACCAACGUGUAGAUGAUGAUGAAGAUGACAUUCAAGUGGUGUCUCCUACACCUGAACAAAAUUCAAGUGCGAAAAAAAUUGAUGUGGCUAAUGCAAUGAGGGAAGGUAACAAAAUUUUUGAAAGAGCUUACCAUCAUGAGUUAACAGGUGAUGGAAUUUAUCAAGAAUUGCAGCCGAUGGGAUUGGAAGCCCAUGAAAUACCAGGUGCUCUCAUGUAUUUGGCUCGUAACCAAGCAGAUGCGAGGACGUUGUUUACUUGUCCAAUGAACAUAAGGAAGGAUAUACUAAAAACAAUGAUGGGUGCAGUUGCCUUCUCCUUUUACUUAUCUGCUUACCUCACCACGCCCCAUCAGCCCUUACCUCAAUACUCUGAUUCCUCAUCAUCUCCACAAAUAUCAGAGAUUUCUCUCUCCGGUAACUCAAUCUCCCCGGGUAUGCUCCCACCUCCCUGUCAUCUCUCUCACCUACGUCAAGGUGGACUGGGCAACAAUUUUGAAGAAACCAUUUGCAGCUUGAAGCUAAGCGAGAACAUCGAUACCCCACCCAUGCUGACUUCGUAA